Messenger RNA from Colius striatus (speckled mousebird), 5118 nucleotides. Its product is annotated as ankyrin repeat and fibronectin type-III domain-containing protein 1. Gene Ontology annotation, molecular function: protein binding. Gene Ontology annotation, biological process: signal transduction; regulation of establishment of bipolar cell polarity; establishment of mitotic spindle orientation. The record is from RefSeq and is a predicted model, not a curated record. Bases 318 to 4274 code for a protein of 1318 amino acids. Lineage: Eukaryota; Metazoa; Chordata; Aves; Coliiformes; Coliidae. Gene Ontology annotation, cellular component: spindle. The transcript is spliced from 25 exons.
AGCGGGGCCGAGCCGGGACUGCCUGGCGGCAUCCCUGGCGUACGGGCUGGCUGCGCCGCAGGAAGGGCCGAGGGACGGCGGAGCAAGACACAUCUGAGAACGACAUCACCUCAAGGUGCUCAGUGCUCGUGUAGUGCAGCCCAGGAUGACUCUGCCUCUCUGAGCAUCCAAAGUGACACCAGGAGAGCAGUCAGCCUGCAAGUGUGGCACAGGGUGACUAGCAAUGGUGGAGCGUGGAGGUCUGCAUCACGGCACAGCAUCUCUUGGUUGUUGGGAGCCUGGCAGGAGCUGCUGUGGAUCCUGAGGCGAGGGGCGGGAUGGACCUUGUCAAAGGGUCUCUGGACAGAAAGCUGCAGCGACCGCUCCUGGGCAAGUCCCAAACGCUGCCCAGCAUCCCGCAGUCCCCGGUGCUCAGCAGGCUGCCCCUCCUUGACUCAGCUGCUUACAGGGAGGAGAUGCCAGAGCAGAAGCCCUACCAGAAGCACUCGGCCUCUGAGUGCCAGAAAGGCUGCACAGUCCCUUCCAGUGGAGACGCCUGGCGCCUGGAGGAUGACGGCACAGAGCCGCCGCGCGGCCCGCAGCUCGGCACGGCCGUGCAGGACGCUCCCUUCAGCCACUUCCGCACCCGCUCCUUCUACAUGAGGAAGAGCCUGUCUGUGGACAACCACCUGGGUGCCCUCAGCUACGCCCUGCACCCCGCUGACACAAAGGCUGAGCGCGUCAAGACCAAGCUGCGGCGGCAGUUUAGCCUGGGGUCAGCGGACAAGAAGGACUUUUACCAGCCAAAGUCGGAGAGCAGCCUCUCUAGGUUUGCCCACCGCUUGUCGGUUAAGCAGAAGCAGGAGAAGAGAAGGAAAGCUGAGUAUGCCUCAGCCGAGCUGUCAGCCUUCCGGCCCAGGUCUCUGAGCAUUGAAUGGUCAUCCUCCCCUAAAAUGACGCAGCAGAUGAGGGACCUGCAGCUGGCACAGGCCAGGAAGCCACCAGGCCCUUCGUCCCCCAACGCUGCCAAGAGACUGUACCGGAACCUUUCGGGCAAGUUCCGCGUCAACUACACGUCCCUGGACGAGGGCAGCCUGGCAGCCAGAGCCGACCGCGACAAGCUCCGCAAGUCCUGCCCGUUCCAGAGCAAUGCUGCUCUCUUCGAGGCCGUGGAGCUGCAGGACUUAGACAGGGUCCAGGAGCUGCUGAAGCAGUACAGCCCCGAGGAGCUGGACCUCAACACCCCCAACAGUGAAGGGCUGCUGCCCCUGGACAUUGCCAUCAUGACCAACAACGCUCCCAUCGCCAGGGCCCUGCUCCAAGCAGGAGCAAAGGAGAGCCCACACUUCGUGAGCCUGGAGAGCCGCUCGCUGCACGUCUCCACGCUGGUGCGGGAAGCGGAGCAACGGGUCAACGAGCUGACGGCUCAGGUGGUGAAUGAGGCUCCCAACACCGACUGCUCUGAGAAAGAGAAGCAGCUCAAGGCCUGGGAGUGGCGCUACCGGCUGUACAAGCGCAUGAAGGCAGGGUUUGAGCACGCCCGAGUGCCUGAUGCCCCCACCAACGUGCACCUCUCCGUGGCCAGCAGCUCCUCGGUGCUGGUGACCUUCUGGGAGCCCCUCAGCAUCAACUCAGCCGUUGUCACCAAGUACAAAGUGGAGUGGAGCUGCUCCCCCACCUUCUCACCACUGCUGGGGGAGGCUGUGGUGGACAAGCUGAAGAACCUGCACUUCACCAUUCAAGGGCUGGUGUCGGGCACAGCGUACUACGUCCAGGUCUCUGCCUACAACAUGAAGGGCUGGGGCCCCCCACAAGCUGCUGUGCCUCCUUUUGCCAUCCCUUCCAACUGGCGCGAGUACGACGGCCGGGCCCCGCGGCGCAGGGGACAAGCUGAAGCUCUGGACCAUCUGCUGGGGCAGGUGAAGACUGUUCACCAGCACUGUGUUUGCCACGAGCCCUGCAAGAACCAGCCCCAGAGCAGGAAGCACUCUGUCUCCAAGAGCCUCAAGCACCUCUUCCACCCCGGCAGCAAGUUUCUCAAGACGCUGAAGCGGGGCCUCUACCUGACAGCCAUCUUCUACAAGGAUGACAACAUCCUGGUGACCCACGAAGACCAGAUCCCCGUGGUGGAGAUUGAUGACACCUACUCCUGCCUGCUCAUGCAGGAUUUUCUCUGGUUCACCAAGGUGUCCUGCAUGUGGGAUGAGAUCCUGUGGCUGCGGCAGUGUGUCACCGUCUCCCAGUCCUCCUGCUCCUGCAUCCUGCAGACACGCUUCAAGAUGCUGCUGGCCAUCUCACAGAUGCAGGGGCUGCUGGGCAUCCAGGACCUGGGCCAAGUCUUCUUUGAGCCUGUCAAAGACAAGCAGGGCAACAUCCUCAUCGUCACCCUGAAGGAGGUGAAGACCAACCAGACCUUUGAGAGCGUGCGCUGGGUUCCCGUCUGCAAGCUGCAGAGCGGCCGCAAGUCCGUGUCCUCGCCCGACGAGCCCACGGCGCUGGACACGCUGCUCGUCUCCAUCCAGGACAAGCUGGCUUACCACCAGAGGAGCAGCCAUGCCCUCGCCCCAGGCCUCUACCUGGGCUACUUGAAGCUGUGCAGCGCCGUGGAUCAGAUCCGAGUGCUGGUGCCGGAGCAGCUGCCCAACAUCCUGUGUCACGUCAAGAUCCGCUCCAACCCCAACAUCUCCAGGGAGGAGUGGGAAUGGCUGCAGAAGAUGGUCAGCAAGGAGGAGCCUGUUCCUGCAGAGCCAGAGGCUGAAGCCUCCCAGAACCACUUGUUUCAGGAGCUCCAAGUCGCCAUCAAGGAGCUGAUGGCCCUGGUCAACAUCCCACUGCAAGAGGCCAAAGAUUUCCGUCUGUACAGCCAAGAGGUGUUGGAUUUUGGGGACCAGGUCUCCUUCCUGCUGCUGCUGCCUCCAUCAGAUGAUGUCUGCACUGCUCCAGGCCAGAACAACCCCUACACCCCUCGCUCCGGCUUCCUCACGCUGCCGCUGCAGAUCUUCGAGCUUGUCCACUUCUUCACAUAUGACCGGGAGUUCAUCACCCAGUACUGCCAGGUGUCUGCCCUCCUGGAGCUGGAGUCGCUUCUCUCUCAGCAGAGCCUCAGGGAGGCUUUCUCUGACACCGAGCUCUCCACUGCCAAGCAGAGGCACCAGCAGGUCCAGGACUACAUCCAGCAAAUGGAGGAGAUCUGGCGUGAGAUGCGCUGGAUUAUGGAUGCCCUGCAGCACGCCCGCUACAAGCAGCCCUCCUGUGGGGUGUCCCUCAGUGGCUUCCUCAGCGAGGCUGCUGGGGUGAUGAAGGACAAAUCCAGACCCACCUCAUCCCACCUGGAGUACCUGCCCUCACCAGCACCCUCGCCAGAGACCAGCCGCAAGCUCAACUCUGACUCCCACGGGCUGUCGGACGAGGAAGGCUCCUCAGAGGUGUUCCUGGCCACCGACAGCGACUACGACUCGAGCCGCGCUCAGAGCCCGAAGGAGCUCGACCUGCUGCCGUCCUCGUCGGCUCCCGAGCGCUGCGGCCGCGGGGUUCCCCGGCGCCUGCGGGACAGCGCCCCGGACGUGCUGCAGAGCCACGAGCUCAAACCUCCUCCUCUGCCCCAAGCUGACGAGCCCCGGGCUCCCCUUCCCGAGCUGUACGACAGCGACUUCGUGCUGCCCAGCCGGCAGCUGGAGCUGCUGCGCGUGACGGAGAAGCGCCAGGCGUACUGCGUGCGCACCAGCAGCCUGGACUUCCCCAAGCCCCCCUGCCAGCCCGCCAGGAAAUCCUGCCCGGGCUCCGUCCACAGCUCCCCGCCGGAGAGCAGGACCUCGGGCCGCUGUGGGCAGCUCAGGCCGGGGACUGGCUCGCAGCACAGCCCCGAGAGCGGCCGGGCGGAGCGGACUCGGGACUCGGAGGAGCAGGAGGAGCAGCCGGGAGGCUCGGGGAGGAAGAAGCUGGGCUCUGUCACCCUGAGGGUCUGUCCUCAGUAUGAAACCGGACUCUCCAAAGAAACCAGCGUCAAGCUGCACAUCAGCAGCCAGACCUCGGCGGGGGAGGUGGUGAAGCUGGUGGUGCUGGAGAUGAACGAGGUGUCGCGGUGCGCGCUGGGCGCCUCGGCCGCCGUCCGCUACGGCCACGAGCACCUGCAGCACUUUGGGCUGGUGUUUGCCUGCGAGGACAGCGAGCAGUGGCUUCCAGAUGAUUUCCUCCCUCUGGCCCUCCAAACCUCCCAGCCCCAGGGCAGGUUCUACGUGCGGAUCAAGGAGACGUCGCCGUUGGUGCUGCACUUCGGGCCGGCCACCACCGUAUGAAGGGCGAGGGGAGGGGAAGGCGGGUGAGCGCGGGGACCUCGGCUUCCAGCGAGCGGACAGCUCGUCUCUGAUGCUUCCUUCUUCCACAGGCACCCUCUCAUCAGGCAGCCACGGGGUGGGGUGGGAUCGUACUGGGCCGUGUGUCAUUUGUUUGGGUUCUUUUUGGGUUCUUUUUAGUUGGUUGGGGGGGUGUUUUUGAACCAAAGAGACGUGGAGACUCGGCUUUUUGUGAAUGAAGAGAGAGGAGGGUGGAGCAGAGACACCUCAGAGCUUGGAGGAAUCUCUGCAAUGGAAUCUGGGAGAGUAAACAUCAAGAGGAAAGUCAAGGGAGAGAGAAAGGGAAAAAGUCUUACAAGAAGCAGCAGCAAUACCAGGGUUUUGUUGUUUCUCUGAGAAGCCUCACCUGGGAUUCCCUGAAGAGGGUUUGCUGGGGAGGGGUUGUGGUGUCACAAGGACAGCACUGAGCAGGGUGUUUUCCUCUCUGCCCUCCCAUCACUACCUGCAGAAGCAAUUCUUGCACUUCCCUCUGGGAACAAAAGGAUGGGUUGUGGGGGUUUUUAUCUUCCUGACGAGAGAGAAUGGUCGUGUUUGUGCUGGAGACACUGGAGUCGUGUCAGAGAUGAAGAGCCUGAAGGCAGCAGGACCCCACGCUGCGUGGGUACCCCACACACCACCCUGGCACAUCCCCCUCUCCUCCCCCCCCAGCUGCCCUUUUGUUCUGGUGAUUGUGCUUGGCCUCUCUUACACGUCCUAUAGCAUGAACCUUUUUUGUUAGCCACUAGAUCUCUUGUUAACAAGGUUAUUUUUCUGAUCUCCUGUGGUCCAUAGUAAAGAUGACUGCUGC